AUGGGAAAAGUCACUUUGAAGGUCGAGUGCCUGAGCACGGUCCGUACCAAGCUCCUCGCCUCGCACAAGGUCAACUUUCUCAAGAUCCAGAGCAGGGUGCGACGGCGGCGAUGGUGCCGGGGAUGUCCCGGCCGUUGCUGCUUCGGAGACGGACGAGGCCGCCGACCUGCUGCAACACAUCUACGCUCUCCAGCGGCUCGGUCGGCCCGGGUCGAUGAUCGACACGGACCGCAGUCUCCGCAGUCGUCCCCGUGGAAGCGGCCGAUGCUGAGAGCCCUGAGCACGCACGUGUCCGCCGAAGACGGGUUGACCGUCACAUACUUCAUCUACACCAGUAGGCUUCUCUUCGAGCUCAUCGCGGACCCCGCGAUAAGCGGCAUGAUGAAGAGCCUCGAGCCUGUGGCGCAAGUGACACCCCCCGCCGUCAUCGAGAAACAGCCCGUGCAGUUCGUCUCCACCCGUCCAGGCUUACGACGAACCCCUGCCGCCUCCCCUCCUUCUUCCGCUGCGUCGGGGACCUCCUCGGGCACCGCCGCCGCUCGCGGCCGCGCGGGUGCCAACGGCAGCAGCAGCAGCAGCAGUGGAAGGCGAGGGGGUAGUAGUGCAGGUGGUAGAGGGAACGGCCAGGGAGAAGAAGACCGGAGUAAGCGGGGCGGCCGCGGCGGCGGUGGUGGCGGCUCCAGUAUUGGCCUUGCUUCGGUUGCUGUUGCUGCUAUGGCGGCGGCGGGUGGUGGUGGUGGUGGCGAUGACUCGGGCGUGGCGGCGGCGGCGGGUGGUGGUGAUGGUGGCGAUGACUCGGGCGUGGCGGCGACGGCUGCGGCGCGGCGGGAGUACGACUUCUCGCUGGCAGGGAUACUGAAGUCGGCGGAGAGCUCCGGGUACCGGGUGGUUGACCCCCAGCCGGCGGACCUGACGGUGGACCUUUUCCCGUACCAGCAAAGCAGCUGCCAGUGGAUGCUGGACCAUGAGAGGGACCCUCGCGGCCUCAACGGGUACUUCUGGGAAAGACGGGAGUGGGCGGAUGGCGGGGCCCCGCUGUGGUACUUUCCCCUGGCGGGGGAGUUCCGCCUGGCGGAGCCGCCUCACAUCACGGGGGGACUCCUCUGCGAGGAGAUGGGGCUGGGGAAAACGAUAGAGGUGCUGUCGACGAUUCUUGCAAACCCUCGCGACGGAGGCUCGCACUCCUCACUCAAGCACCGCAAGUCGCUCCGGGAGCAGCCCGACCGCCACUUCGACAGCGCGAGGAGGCUGGUGUCUCGCGCCACGCUCAUCGUCGUCCCCGUGUCGCUCGUCGGACAGUGGGCAGAGGGCCACGUGGAACUCACGGCUGACCAAGUUCGAAGAAUCGAAAACCGAAGGCUGUUCGACAGCGACAGAAGUAGCGACGACGCUAACCUAACAGCAAGAGCAGCAUCAACAGCAUCAACGGCGUUGGGAGGUGGUACGGGCUCCGGGAACGGCUCCUGGAACGGCACGGCUGCGGCGGAAGCAGCUCGAGGCGCCGAGGACGAGACGGUGCGGGUAGAUUUCAAGGUGGACGCGGCGCUCGUGGCGGAUAACGACGUGGUCCUGACGACCUACGAGCUCCUCCGCACCAGGAAGAGCCUGUUCCAGAAGAUCAACUUUCACAGGUGUGUCCUGGACGAGUGCCAGGAGAUCAAGACUGCCACCACCAACAUCGCCCAGAUGUGCCAGCAGGUGAAGGCCUCUCACCGUUGGAUGGUAUCGGGGACACCCAUCGCGGGGAAGAUCGACAGCCUGCACGGGGAACUCAACUUCCUCCAGGUGUGGCCGUUCAGCCUCCAGAACGACGGUUUCUGGGAGAAGAAGGUCGGGGAGCCCUUCGAGGCGAAGGACUACGGGGCGCUGGAGCUGCUCAGGGCUCUCAUUGGAGUGGUCAUGAUGCGCCACUCCAAAUCGCAGACGUACGUGGACGGACGGCCUUUGGUCAAGAUCCCCGCUCGCACGGUGGAGUGGCGAGGAGUGGAGUUCUCCUCGGCGGUGGAAUCGGGCCAGUACUCGAACGCUUCCGCUCCUCACGCCAGGUAUGUUUACAAAUACCUGGAGAACCUCUGCGCGACGGUGUGCCGGAAGAUGGAGGAGAACGUUGCAAGAGAGUCCUCAGCCGGAGGUUCCGCCGGGGGAGCAGAGGCGAAUGGCAUGGGCCGUCGGGAGUUCACCAAGCUCAAGUCGCUGCUGGCGCUUAUGCAGAAGGCUUCGACACACCCGGGGCUUGUUAACCUUGGCCAGCUGGACAUGCUCAAGAGAUCCAUCCAGGUGGUUGCACCCGUACAGCCGCUGUGGCAGUGGCUUCCCGUCGGAGGCAUGGCGGGGCCGGCACCCAUGGCGUCUCAACUGCAGGCGAAUGUCCAGGCGGAGCUGAAAGCUAGGGCGGACGCGAUCGAGACGCUCCCAGCGGAGGAAGUUCUCCGUCGCUUGGCGCAGAAGGGCGCGGGCAACAUGGGCGGACUCAACCGGAACAGGGGAAGGGGAACCGUCACUGGGCCGUCGGCGGGGAGGCGGGAGAUCACGCUCAGGGACUCGCUGCAGGCGAUGCCGCUGUCGCAGCUACAGCACAGGCUCGAGGAGGAAGGUCUCCCGGUCCCGCGGUCGUGGGCGGUUCUGAAGCCCAAGGCGGACAUCGUGACGGGCAGCGUCGACCUCCGCUUCGGGGUCGCGCCACCCCCCGCGCUGCUGCCGGCGGCGCCGUCACCCCCCUCCGGGUCGGUGGCGGAGGGCGACGGCGGAGCAGAGAGCGGCGGCGGCAGCAGCAACAGCAGUAGCGGCAAAACGAAGGGGAAGGGCAAGAGAAAGAGGGACGAGGGCCAGGCCGACUUCGACGUGCGGAAGCUCCUCAAGGUCUCGGACACGAUCAGGGUGGGCGUCAACUCGGAGGACAACGAGGCGACCAUCGAGGAUAUCGGAGAGAGAUCGGCGACCCUGGCAUGCGAGUGGUCGGAAGGGGCAGUCAAGGCCGGGUCGGUGUAUCGGUUCUCCACUUCCACCCGGAGGAAGCCGUACGUUGACCUGCUUGUUGCAAGCGACAAGGCCAAGAAGGACACGGAGGUGCAGGUCGCGGGCUUCAGCGCCAUCUAUAAGGCAAUGGCGGGAGAGCCGGUGUCAUGUCCCAUCUGCAUGUGCAGCGUAGUCCGCCCUACCGUUACCAAGUGUGCGCAUCUGUUCUGCCGUGAGUGUAUCUCGCGCGAGCUCCAGCGGACUCCCGCCUUGGGCAUGAUCCAGCUUCCUCAGGCCAAGUGCCCCAUCUGCCGACGAACGAUGAAAGGGUCGGAGAUGAUGGAGCUUCAGACUCUGAGCGAGGUGGAAGAGGCCAUGGCAAUCGACGCUUCUUCUGCUGCUGACAACAGCAGCGGAGACGCUGGCGCCGGUGCAGCAGAAGGAGGGCCUGCCGCAGCGAGCGAAGGGGGCGGUAGCAGCAGCGGCAGCAGCGGUAGCGGUAGCGGUAAGGGCAAGAAGAAGGCCAGGCGGGAAGGGUCCGAGGACGACAAGGAGGAAGAGGCCGAGGAACCAACAUGCGGACACGAACACUCACACGAAACUAACACCGCGGCGGGGGCGGGUGCUUCGGCAAACAACGGUGCCUCCGCCUCUGCCGCCGCGCCUUCUGACCGCGCCGCCGCAACCUGCGGCAGCGGCGGCAGCGGCGGCGGCAGCGGCGGGGCCGGAAGCGGCGGCGGUGCUCGCAGCAACGGUGGAAGCGUGGCCGCAAGCUCCAAUGAGAGAGGCGGCGUUGGCCCUACCUCUACCUCUUCCCGAGGCCCUAGCGGAGUGUCUACCGGUGACCCCAGAUCGGCGGCGGCAGGUGCUAGCGCCGCCGGGGAUGGGUCGGCAGCAGGUAGUGGCGGGAUGGUGGCGGGAGCGGCGCCGGCGGCUGCAGAAGAGGACGGUGUCGCGGGUCCUAGCCUGGUGAUUCCUACGUUCCGCUUCACGCCGACGGCGACGGCGACUUUCCUUUCCCAAUACAGGGCCGCGACGAGUUCACAGUCCAGCGUGAAGCUCGACGCCCUCGUCCGCGAUCUGGACACCACCCUCCUGCACGACCCCACCGCAAAGUUCGUCAUCUUCAGCCAGUACCCUCAGGUGGUGGAUCGAGCGGGAAUCGUCCUGAGCGCCAGGGGCAUCCGCUCCACCUCCAUCGUCGGAGGCCGCACCAGGGUAGAACGGAGCUCGGCCGUCUCCUCCUUCACGAACGACCCGUCCAUCAAGGUCAUCUUGCUCACCACCGGCUCCGCCGCCGCCGGCCUAACCCUGACCGCUGCGAGCACGGUGUACAUGCUGGACCCAGUCUGGAGCGCCGCCGACGAGGCUCAGGCUCUCAACCGGGCGCAUCGUAUCGGUCAGACGCACACUGUUCGAUGCGUGGUGUUCUACAUGAAGGACAGCGUGGAAGAGCGUCUCCUGGCUCUUCGCCACUCCAAGGGAAACUUCGCCCAGUUCCUGGAGAGCGCUGACUCAGUGGUGAGCCUGGCGGCGCCUGAAGGGAGUGGGAGCGGAUCGUCCUCCCCGUUGUCGUCUUCCUUCGUCAACAUGUUCGCCCUGCCGGAGCUCAAGAAACUGUUCGGCAUGGUGGGCUCGCAACCCGCCGGCGCCACCGGUGGUGCUGCUGCUUCUUCUUCUUCUUCUACCCCUGCCCAACGCGGAGGCGGUAGCGGUAGCGGUGGCGGCUGGAGCAGCCACGCGGCCGGUGGCGGACCUGGGAGCUCCGGUGUGGGCGCCGGGGUUGGUGCGCGCGUCCCGUUGGGCUAUCUCAGCUCUUCCGAUAGCGACGACGAUGACAGUGAUGGCGACAGCGACCGCAGCCUCGCAGUGGGAGGCGGCGGAGGAGGAGGAGGUGGUAGGGCGAACCAGGAGCAGCGGGACUUGGCGAGGGCGAUGGCGAUGUCGCGGGCUGUGUUUGAGGCUGGUCAUUUGGGAAGAGCCAGUGGUGGUGGCGGUGGCGCGGGCGCUGGGGGUGGAAGCGGCGGUGCCGCUGGUUCUCCCCUUGACCUCACCCGCCCCUAACGCGGAGGUAGCGUGGUUUUUAUGUUUGUGUGAGGGUCUUGUGUAGGACCGGAGUUUUUUAGGUGGUGGUUGUAGUGGCAGCGAAGCUGCUGACUGGUCUCGGUGGGGCGGGAAGCAGCGACGCUGGUGAAGCGAGAGACUCGAGUUGUUUCGACGGGUGGCCGAGCGAGUUUGUUUGGAGCGGCCACAGGGAAGUCCACGACGCCCCCCCCCCUCCCGCCCUUUGCAUAUUUCUGUCGGCCGCAUCAUUCGCGAUGGAACACUGGGGUGUGGCGAAGGGUGUACGAUGGAAGCCCAAUGCGUUGUAACGGUACGGGAUUUGAUGCUGUCUCCCCAUCGUUUGUUGGGAACUUGGAUACACAGGGGGGAUCCUGUAGGUGGAUAGUUGUGUUGCAUUUUUGUUUCUGUUUUUGCUGGUUGAUAUUGCCUUAUAUCGCCUUAUGUUCUGAGAGAGCCGUUGCGUUGUUUUCUUGUCUGUAUCGAGGUGCGGAGGGCGUGAACAAGGGCGGCGGCCGGUAUUUUUUCUCGCACAAGGUGCUACAGUAGUUGGGCUGUUUUUUUUUACCAGAAACGUGAAACAAAGAUUAACGGGCAGCAGCGCGUAGCAAACCCCUUUGCCAGAACUUGAUACUACUGCGAGUGGUUUUGUUCAUUAUGCUUGCCGAAAGACGCACAGCUGUGGCUCUACUCUCAAUGCGUGUAUGUAGAGAUAGAGAUGAAGGUGCGGCCACGAUAACAAAAAGCAUUAUGGAGCAUUUUCUUGUUGUGUGCUCGUUUUGUGGCGAUUUUCGUGUGGCGCAAUUCAACGAAAGUUGCUGCGCUUCACCCUGUACCGAAUAUUGGAGUCUUUUCCCCUGCAGAGCUCGGCGUGUGCGCGCAGGGAGGCCGGCUUGUGCCACGUGGGUAUUUUGUAUCUCGAGGGGCAGGUGAGACCGCCACACAAGAAAAAAUGUUCGGUUUUUUUCCGCGUCGGGAUGUUGGUGUCGGUAAAAUUCUGUAGCGGUUUGCAUAUUUCCCACCCCGGCAUUUUUCGUGUUUGUGAACGGUCUGCAGUACUUCCGGAGCGGGCUUGAACGAGGAGGGCGCGGGGUCCGGGGAUAGUGUAGAUGCCCCAUCGCCCAGGCUUCGACCGCCGUGUGCUGGACACAAAAAUCUGCGCACCUGGGUUUGAUUUUCGGCGCAGCCUCGGAAGUGAAUCUGGCCCUGCGACAAGCUGAAACAGAAUGAUGGUUGCAUGCAAUUUCGACGAGGGGAUGGCAUGUUGCGUUUUUGUGUGAUAUAUUGAUGGAGGUGGGGUCACGGGCUUGCUGUUGUUCUGGAGAACAGUAGGAGGGUGAAAGUAGGCACGCUGUGUCCCACUCCGGCUUUCCUGUUGACACGUUCUCUCUGCAUAGAUUUGAACGGCCCGUGUUGUUGUUGCUGCUGCUACUGCUGCUGCCGACGGUCACAUGAUUCAUUGUAGUUCAUUGGUUUAUUCAAUACCGUCUAGAGGGCGGUGUAUACCAGACCCUGAUGGGCCGAGUGUCAGAGCUUGCUUGCUCCACUGUUUUACGAAAGAAAGAGGGUGUCAAAUGCGAACGCUCUCUCAGGGAAGCCAUCUCCAAGAUUAUAGUAUGAGGUUUUAACAACACUGCCUUCUCGGCACCCGGCACUUGCUGUCUCACGUGAAAAAUAUCU
Messenger RNA from Ectocarpus siliculosus, 6696 nucleotides. The record is from the annotation of a GenBank genome assembly. Lineage: Eukaryota; Phaeophyceae; Ectocarpales; Ectocarpaceae.